Messenger RNA from Colletotrichum aenigma, 279 nucleotides. Its product is annotated as Mitochondrial import inner membrane translocase subunit tim17. Gene Ontology annotation, cellular component: mitochondrial inner membrane; TIM23 mitochondrial import inner membrane translocase complex. Bases 1 to 279 code for a protein of 92 amino acids. NCBI's taxonomy places the organism in Eukaryota, Fungi, Ascomycota, Sordariomycetes, Glomerellales, Glomerellaceae. Gene Ontology annotation, molecular function: transmembrane protein transporter activity. Gene Ontology annotation, biological process: protein import into mitochondrial matrix. The record is from RefSeq and is a predicted model, not a curated record. The transcript has a single exon.
AUGCGUGCACUUGUGCCAGCAGGUAACUCUGGAGUCUGGGGUGGCGUGUUCAGCACGUACGAUUGCGCGAUCAAGGGGAUACGUCAAAAAGUAGAUGCAUGGAACGCCAUCCGCGCAAGUUUCAUGGCUGGAGGCUCCCUGGCAAUCCGUGGCGGCUACUGCGCAGCCAGAACACGCGCUGUGAGGUGCGCCCCCUUGUAUGUAGUGAUCGAAGGCGUUGGAAUCGGACUGACGGCGGGUACUACGAAGCUGGAGGUUGGUUCCUCACCUACAUCAUGA